AUGAAAAAAUUUUGUAAUUUCAUAUGUUGUGCUUUGGAUUCAGAUGAGGAGAAGAUGGGUGAGGAAAAAUAGAUUUCAAUCAAAAAGGAAGAAAAAACAUCCUUGGAGCUUUAUGGCAAUUUCGAAACCCAAAACUACAUGCUGGUUAGAAUGACCUAAAAGAAUUUCUUUGUUGAUUUUUCUAUGAGAAAAUCCAAAUUAGUAGAGAAGAACCCCUUAUCUGUCUUCAUAUCGUACAUAGACAACGAUGCCAAGUACGAACAGGACGAAUCAAGUUAUCUGAUACCAGAAAAAGUGCUACAAUACAUUGGCAGAAGAAUGAGGGAAGUCAAACCAUCAUUCAUAGUUGAUGGCCUGUCCAGGAGUGGUAUCAAUGCAAUUUAGUUCUCCUCUGAAACCAACACUUUUGUUUUGGGAAAUAACUUUUCGAUGUAAUAAAUUAAAAAUGCUAAUCACAAUGCAACUAUUUGUAAUUUAAACAUAAGAUGCGAUUUUCUUCAGACAAAUCUACCCAAAUUGCCAAUCAUAGAAAAUGAUGUCUUUUUCAUCUAACCUGAUUAUUAAAUUAUUGAUGGAAAAUUGACAUUAAACAACAUUUUCCCUUCAAUUUCAGAUAUUCUAGAUUACUAUUUAGUGUGGAGUAAGAAUUUAAUUCUAGUUUUACCCAUCUAAGUUGAUCUCCAAGCAUUUUGUGAGGUUUUUUGUUAAAAUUUGAAGGAGAAAAAUUAGGAUCAACUGAUUUUUGAAAUUCAAAAAAUCCAAAUCGAUGGUGAGCUAUAUUAUUACUUUAUUUAUUUUGGAGAGAUAGCUGCUAUCCAAACACAGGAUGAAUACAUGUUAAUGACUGAAAUGACUUUGGAAGAUUCCAAUCAACAAAAUUUAUUUGACUCCACUUAUAUGCUAUUAAAGAAUAUUGGAUACACCACGAAUCCAAGGGAAAUCAUGAAUAUCUUACUUUACUCUAGAUAGAUGUCGUAAUUCGAAACUACCUUACAAGUUCUCAUCAAUCAAUUGCUUAUUAAAGGCUUGUCAAAUGAAUCGACAAUCAAAUAAUUGUUUGGUGAUGCCGAUGUUUUGUUGUCUUCAACGCCGAAAUACAAUCAAAUCCAAGUUUAAGAAAAUACGUUCGGAUAAGAUUGCCAGAUUAAAUAGUGCUACGAGUAGCAACAAACUUAAAAAAAUAAAAAAGCCAAGAAAUCUCAAUUUAUUUCAUUUAAUAUCCCAAGUGAAUGA
Molecule: messenger RNA, 1233 nt
Organism: Paramecium tetraurelia
Lineage: Eukaryota; Ciliophora; Oligohymenophorea; Peniculida; Parameciidae
Exons: 2
Biological process (GO): 7-methylguanosine cap hypermethylation
Cellular component (GO): nucleus
Molecular function (GO): RNA cap trimethylguanosine synthase activity
Source: RefSeq, a predicted model, not a curated record